Messenger RNA from Pyrus x bretschneideri (Chinese white pear), 832 nucleotides. RefSeq names its product increased DNA methylation 3. Gene Ontology annotation, cellular component: nucleus. Lineage: Eukaryota; Viridiplantae; Streptophyta; Magnoliopsida; Rosales; Rosaceae. The record is from RefSeq and is a predicted model, not a curated record. The transcript is spliced from 3 exons. Bases 209 to 628 code for a protein of 139 amino acids.
AUCCGGAUUCAUUUGGCGUGCCACGACGAACCCGACCCUAUCUCCAUUUCUAACCACCAAUCGACAGAGCGUUUCUUGCGUUGGAUUCCUCUCUUCCUCUUGUUGAUUUCUGCGGUCUUACAUUGUCCAGAAACCCAUCCAUUUCAGCGAAUCGAAUCCCCAGAGUCCGUCAUUUUCCGGCGAUUUCAGCGACGGCGGAGUGACUAAGAUGGGAGCAGAAAAUGUUGGGAAUCGUCGUCCACAUUCGGAGGAUUCGGGUGUCGUUUUGACUGGAACAGCAAAUGCAAAGGAAGGUAAUGGCGGUCUUGUUGACAUUGGCGAGAGCAAAGAUGCCUACCUUGCUCGAGUUGCACUUGCUGGUCUUCAAACAAAUCGAGGUAACGUAAAAUGUGUUAUCCAACGUGACGGAAAGGUUCAUAUACAAGGAGUCAUGAACGGUGUUGAGCUUUUGAAAAACUCAUCAACUGUGUACCAUAUGAGAGCCCAGCAACUAUCCUCGCCUGGACCAUUUACCCUUUCUUUCAGGCUCCCUGGACCUGUUGACCCCCGUCUGUUUUCUCCUCAUUUCCAGCAUGAUGGAAUCCUUGAGAUCGUUGUUCUCAAAUCCAGCAAAUUAAGCAAAAAGUGAAAAAUCAAGGCACAUCCAAAGCCGGGCUGAUUGAGUUGGGUGAUGAUGAUGAAGACAGGAGUGAUGCACACUAGGUCCAAUGGUGAUUUAGUCUUUCGUUUCCUAUGUAAGUAACUCAAUAGUUAAGGGAAGUUGAUGGAUUAACGUUUUGAGAAUGUUUUCCGGCAAAAAGAUUAUCUUAAUGUGAAGCCCCUGGAGUGAUUC